This is a messenger RNA of Hydatigera taeniaeformis, 393 nucleotides long. NCBI's taxonomy places the organism in Eukaryota, Metazoa, Platyhelminthes, Cestoda, Cyclophyllidea, Taeniidae. The record is from the annotation of a GenBank genome assembly.
AUGCUGCCACUACACUACGACUUUUCGGAUGCGAAAUUGACGACGUUGGGAGAGCGGGGAGCGUUGCGUGAAGCGGCGCGGUGUCUGAAGUGCGCGGACGCGCCCUGUCAGCACAGCUGUCCCACACAGCUGGACGUGAAGGCGUUUGUGGGGAGCAUCGGAAAGAAGAACUACUAUGGUGCCGCUAAAGCCAUUUUGUCGGACAACCCGAAUGGUCUGACGUGUGGCAUGGUUUGCCCCACCAGUGACCUGUGUGUCGGUGCCUGUAACCUCACCGCCACCGAGGAGGGUCCAAUCAACAUCGGCGGUCUGCAGCAGUUUGCUGUUGAGAUGUUCGCUAAUAUGGAUGUGCCCCAGGUUGGUCUUUUCCAUUGCUUUCUCUCUCCACUCUGA